AUGGGGCGGAGGACAGACGUGGAGGCUGAAGCCCCGGGGAAGUUCCCGCAGCGAUCCAGGCUGGAGAAGGUGGUGGCUCCGAUGGAGCGGAGGUACUCCGGCAUCUUCACUGCCCUGAGGACCUCCGACUACCAAGGGAAGACUGAGCACAAGUCACUGAGAUACUCUGAUCACCACGUGAAUCAUUCCACAUGCUUACGGGACUUGACUUAUAUGGGAUCCUCUUCUGCCUCCCAGAUGUUGGUCACCAUUGAGGAAUUGGCUGAGAAUUUGGUUCCAUUCCUAGACACAGAUUCAGGAGACAUGCUCCCAGAGCCAGGAAAGUUUGCUCAAUCAUAUCAGGAUCUGCACAAGACAGCUAGGCAAAAAAGGCUCCAAGAGCAGGAAGAGCCAAUUCACUCUCCUGGGAAGAGUAAACUUUCUCCAGUUCAGCAGGAGGACCCAGCUCAGGCUCCCGAGUUCCCUAUGAAGAGUACAGCUCCAACUCCACCACAUCAUGAGGACGUUCAACCACCAAGUCAGGACCAAGCUCAUGAUUAUAACUUGGCUGUCGUUACAGUUCCUAUCGCGGGGGUUGAAACUUCUCCAGGCCAGCAGGAGACCUCAGCCAAGCAUCCAGGCCUCCCUGUGGAGGCCGAACCUUCUCCCAGUGAGCAGGAGCAGCCAGCUCAGACUUCAGGGUGUCCUGAGGAGUGUGAACCUUGUCCAAUCCAACAGGAGCAACCAGCUCAGUCUCCAGAGCAUCACAAAGUGACAGUUUUACCUCCACGUCAGCAACACACUAAGUAUUUAAACUUGUCCAAUAUUAACCCCCCGGGGCUGCAGCUUACCCUAACAGUAGAGGCUGCUGCAGAGGUGGGGACUUUUCCAGUCUGCCACGAGUCCACAGCUCAGCCCUCAUGGCCAGCUCAUGACGCCGAACCUUCAAAAACUCAGCAGAAGGUGCCAAGUCUGUCUCCAAGGCCUCCUGAAGAGGUGGAGCCUUUUUCAUUUCAACAAGAGGAUUCAGUUCGACCUGCAGAACCUAUUAAGGAGGAGAAACCCUCUUUAAACCAGCAGGAGGUUGCAGCCGAAAAUCCACAGACCACUGAGGAGGUGGAACCUUCUGCGACCCAGCAGGAGGCCCUAGGCCAGCCUCUAGAGCUCCCCAGUGAAGUCGUAGCUCAAGCCAUAGAGCCUCAAGAGUGUCCAGAGCUCACCGCUGAGGUUGAAACUUCAACCCUACUGGAGGACCCAGCUCAGUACACAGUGUCCCCUGAAGAGGUUGGAACGUUGAAAGACCAGCAAGAGGUUACAGUACAGCAGAGAAGCCCGUCUGAAACAAAUGGACAUUUACCAAUCCAUCUUCUGGAAGGCCCUCACUCAGCCCGAAAAGGCCCUAAGGAACCAUCUCCAAGCCAGCAAGAGAGCGCAGCUCCGCCUCCAGAGCCCCCUGUGGCUGUUGAACCUCCAGCAGUCCGAGAAGACUACCCAACGCAGCCACCAGCAUCCUCCAUGGAGGACUCAAUUCAUAUUACGCAUGUGCAUGUGGAGCUCACCGGGACUCCUCCAGGGCCUAGUGACCAUGUGGAACCUUCUCCAGUCCGGCAGGAGGGCCCCGCUGGGCCACCAGAUCCCUAUAUGGACGUUGAACCACCUGUGAACCAGCAGGAGCCCCCAGAACUGUCUGAGAACGUAGACUCAUCCCUAGUCCACCAAGAGGCCCUUCCUCAGCCUCCAGGUCCCGCCAAGGAGGCAGAACCUCCUCCAGUUCAGCACGAGGUCUCAGCUCGGCCCGCAGAGUCCUCUGGGCUGGUGGAAUCCUUCCCCACCCAGCAGACGGCCCCGGCUCAGCCUCCAGAGCCACCUAAGGACGUUAUGACCAGCACUCCAGAACCCACCGUUCAGGCUGAACAUUCUGCAGCCCUAAAGGAGACUACAGCUCCUUCUCCAAAGCCCCCUGAGGUAACCUAUCCACAUGCACACUGGGCUCAGCAUCCGAACCUGCCUCGAGUCCCAGAUCAACGUUUCCCUCUGGCACUCACCAUAACUCCAGAACCCACUGUGGAGGUUGAACACUCUCCAACAAUGCAGGAGACCCCAACUCAGCUUCCACAGCCACCUACAGAGGUCAUAGCUCAACCUCCAGUGUAUCCAGAUGAGACGGUUUCAAUACCAGCAUCACCUGUGCUUAUAGUCCUGGCAGACCCGGGGGCCUUUGACCAUAUUGGAUCCUCUGCUGCCUCCCAGCUGUUGGUCCCAACACAGGACUUGCUCGAGAAUUUGGUUCCAUUCCCGGGCGAGGAGUCAGCUCAAGAGCUACCCGCAGAGCCAGGGCACUUUGCCCUUCCACGUCCGGAUCUGCAUGACAAGCUGGCUGGGCCACAAAGGAUCCAAGAGGUGGCUCCGAUGCAAGAUUGGGAUCAGCAUCAGGCCCUGGCUCUGCCUUCUCGACUCAAAAGAUUCAAACUGAUCUUUGAGGAUGGAUAUCGAUUAUCCUGUCCAGAACCCACCGUUCAGGCUGAACAUUCUGCAGGCUUAAAGGAGACUACAGCUCCUUCUCCAAAGCCCCCUGAGGUAACCUAUCCACAUGCACACUGGGCUCAGCAUCCGAACCUGCCUCGAGUCCCAGAUCAACGUUUCCCUCUGGCACUCACCAUAACUCCAGAACCCACUGUGGAGGUUGAACACUCUCCAACAAUGCAGGAGACCCCAACUCAGCUUCCACAGCCACCUACAGAGGUCGUAGCUCAACCUCCAGUGUAUCAAGAUGAGACAGUUUCAACACCAGCAUCACCUGUGCUUAUAGCCCUGGCAGACCCGGGGGUCUUUGACCAUAUUGCAUCCUCUGCUGCCACCCAGCUGUUGGUCCCAACACAGGACUGCUCAAGAAUUUGGUUCCAUUCCCGGGCAAGGAGUCAGCUCAAGAGCUGCCCCAAGAGCCAGGGCACUUUGCUCUUCCACGUCCGGAUCUGCAUGACAAGCUGGCUGGGCCACAAAGGCUCCAAGAGGUGGAUCCGAUCAAGAGGCCCCACCUAUCUCCAAGCCCAGACACCCCAGGAGAGCCAAUCCUCUCCAGCCCAGCAGGAAGACCCAGCUCAGCCUCCACAGCACCCUGAGGAGGCAGAACUUUCUCCAGCCGAGCAGGAGGUCCCAGCUCAACCUUCACAGCCCCCUGAGGAGGUAGAACUUUCUCCAACCCAGCAGCACGACCCAGAUCCACCUGCACAGCCCCCAGAGGAUGUAGAACUUUCUCUAACACAGCAGGAGGUCCCAGCUCAACGUCCACAGCUCCGCCUGUGGAUGUCGAACCUUCUCCCGGUCAGCAGGAGCAGCCAGUACAGCCUGCGGGGUCUCCUGGGGAGAUGGGAGGCUGCGGCCAAAAAUUCACAGACCACUGAGUCUGUGGAACUUACUCCGACCCAGCACGAGCCCCUUUCUCAGCCUCCAGAGCUCCUUAAUGAAGUCGUAUGUCAAUGUCUAGAGCCUCAAGAGGUAACAGUUUCUUCUGUAGGUCAAGAUCAAGUUCAGCUAGCAACUCUGCACAAUGUUGCUGUUAAACCUAUGCAUGUCUUGGUUACCACUGGAGUCCAGAGCUCACUGGAAGAGGUUACAGUCCAGCAGCUGAGCCUCUCUGAAAUGGAUGGACAUUCACCAAGCCAUAAGGAGACCCACACUCAGCUGGACGAGCUUCCUAAGGAAUCUUCUCCAAACAGAAAGAGAGCUCAGAUCCACCUCCAGAGAUCCCUGUGGCCGUUGAACCUACAGCAGUCUGGCAAGACUACCCACCGAAGCCAACACCAUCCUCCAUCCGAGCGAGAGGCCACAGCUCAGACUCCAGAUCAUCCUAAGGAAGCAGGCCAUUCUCCAGUCCAACAGCAGGCCCCUGCUCGGCCAUCAGAGCCAUCUAUGGAUGUUGAAUCACAUGUGAACCAGCAGGAGGCCCCAGCUAAUCAGCCAACCAGUAUAAGGAAAAGGCUGCAGAGAGUGAACAGAGUCCUCAAGGGGCCAAGGGGCAUAAAGAAAAGGCAUUUCAAAGAAGUGAGGGAUCAGAGCCUCAAGAGGGAACAGAGAGGCCAGCCAUUUGUGGAGAACACUGCUAAAGAAAGGCAGCUCAGGAGACCAAACCCAAGGGAGCUGGAACAACUUCAUGUGGUGCAGAGGUCCAGGAAGUUAGUGGGAAUCUCAUACAUACAGAGCCUUUGUUCACAGGAACAUAAGGCUGCAGUCUCUUCUUUCCUGAAACAGUUCUCGAUGGGCAGGUCCUCUGCUUUCAUCACAGCAAAAUCCCUACCUAAGAAGAGAAACAGAUCAAAAGACUCAACCUACACCAUUUUUGCUUUAGAAGAUGCAAAUGCUAGAGUUAAAAAUGUGAAGGCUGCUAAACCAAUCUUACAUUCCAUAAAAACUCACCAUUUUCAUAAAACUUGCUCUCACGUGAUCCACAAAACACCCAAAGCCAAACUGACAAAGGUCAGAAAGGAAGGUUCACUCAAGAGGCUGAUGUUUGCAAAGAGGCCUACAUUCUCUGCAGUGAGGAGGCUUACAAAUUCACCUUCACAAGGGGCUUUUUCAUCUUCAGGAGACCUAAGUUCUUAGGAAAAUCCUUUCCCAGAAUUAUUUGCUCUUUCAGAGACUUCUACAGAAAAAAACACUACUGAAGAAAACACUAUUGCAAGAAAUACUUCUGAUAAAAAUGUUUUCGUAGAAAAUACUGUACCAACAGAAACUAUGUCUGAGAACACAACCCACAAGAAUUCUGCUGUAGAUUCUGCUGUGACUGCAUUAAAGUUAAUGCCAACUGCUACACGAUCCAAUGGAACAUAAUGGGAAUUCCACAGCCUGGGCACUGACUUACCCUCCAAGUCCAAAGUCUUCACUUACCCAUUGCUUCCAUCCCCAGGGGAUCAAUUUGAACUUCAGCUAAACCAGCAGCUAGGAUCCCUCAUCUCUGUCAAUGAUAUGAGAAAGUUCAUUUCUCAUGUUAUCCAGAUUAAAAUGGACUGCUUUGAGCCCCAUGUACAAAUGGCUUGUGCCAAGCUCAUCUCCAGAACAGGUCUCCCAAUGAAGCUUCUCAGUGAGCAGAAAGAAGUGGAGGCAUCCAAGGCAGAAUGGGACACAGACCAAUGGAUAACUGAGAACUAUAUCAGUGAGAGCACAGAAGGCCUGGAUGAACAGAAAGACCACAAUUUUAAGCUCACUAAAGAUGUUCCAGGAUUUGGCUAUAAAAACAAACUUAUCUUGGCAAUAUCUGUGGCUGUUGUAGUGAUCAUUAAUUCAGGGAACUCAGAGAAGCCCAUGUACAUAGAUACCCCUGACGAGGAUGAGGAAAGCAAGGUGCCCAAGGACAACACAGAGUGA
This is a messenger RNA of Galeopterus variegatus (Sunda flying lemur), 5340 nucleotides long. RefSeq names its product leucine-rich repeat-containing protein 37A-like. Lineage: Eukaryota; Metazoa; Chordata; Mammalia; Dermoptera; Cynocephalidae. The record is from RefSeq and is a predicted model, not a curated record.